This is a messenger RNA of Fragaria vesca subsp. vesca, 1437 nucleotides long. Its product is annotated as mitogen-activated protein kinase kinase 4-like. The coding region runs from base 1 to 1185 and encodes 394 amino acids. The record is from RefSeq and is a predicted model, not a curated record. The transcript has a single exon. Gene Ontology annotation, biological process: protein phosphorylation. Gene Ontology annotation, molecular function: ATP binding; protein serine/threonine kinase activity. Gene Ontology annotation, cellular component: cytoplasm. Lineage: Eukaryota; Viridiplantae; Streptophyta; Magnoliopsida; Rosales; Rosaceae.
AUGUCGAUGAGAAGCACUUCCGAGUUACCUUCAAGUUCUAAACCUACUCGCUGGACCAGGCUUCGUAACAAGCUUCGAAACAUGCUGUCGAUGCACCACCGUUCCGUACCCCAGCCUCCCCCUCCGGUUCCCACCUCGGCUCCGCCGGAGGAACUUCUGAUCAACUACUUGGAGCCAGAGCGGGCGAUCAACUGGAACAGAAGCCGAUCGGCUAGGAUUCGUGGAAGUAAGCUGACGAGGUCUUGCCGGUCAUCUUCAGCCCGUAAUAGUAUACACCCAGUAAAACAUGGUAAAAGUUUCUCCAUGGAUCAGUUUCCCAUACCCCAGCAUCUUCCUUCAGUUCCCAGCUUUGCUCUGCCGGUACCGGAGUCAUUUAUGAUCAACUUCUCGGAAUUAGAACUCGAGAAAAAGCCGAUUAAAAGAGAAGCCGGAGGCACGGUAUAUAAAGCCAUUCACAAGCCGACCGGCCGGCUCUUCACCGUGAAGGUGAUCUACGGCGACGUAGAGGACUCGGUGUGGCGUCAGAUCUCCGACGAGGUCCAAGUUCUCGGCCAAGUUGCUAACCCUAACUUGGUCAAGUGCCACGACAUGUUUGACUACAAAGGUGAGAUAUUUGUGCUUCUAGAAUUCAUGAACGGAGGUUCGUUAAAGGGGAAGCACAUCCACAAUGAGAAAGCUCUCUCUAAUUUGGCUAGGCAGAUCCUCACCGGCUUGGCCUAUCUCCACAGGCGGCGCGUCGCCCACCGCGAUAUCAAGCCGGCUAAUCUCUUGAUCAACACCCGAAAUGAAGUGAAAAUUGCUGAUUUCGUGGGAAGAGUGUUGGCGCAGACUAUGGACCCUUGUAACUCGUGUGUGGGGAACAUAGCCUACAUGUGCCCGGAGAGAAUCAACACCGAUCUCAAUCAGGGCCAGUUUAACGCCUACGCCGGCGAUAUUUGGAGCUUUGGGGUCAGCAUCUUGGAAGUUUACGUAGGUCGGUACCCCUUCCCUGUGGAUCGCUACCAGGAAGGAUCCUGGUCCAGCUUAGUUUGGGCAAUAAGUAUGUGUCAGCCUCCUGAAGCUCCUCCUACUGCGUCCACAGAGUUGAGGGAUUUUAUUGCUUGCUGUUUGCAGAGAGAGCCCCAGAAGAGAAAGUCGGCCGCACAGUUGUUGCAGCACCCAUUUAUCUCCGGCAAUGGAGGUUGAUAGACACAGGUUCAUCGGUAGUAGGUGCGUCGACAUGCUUGUAUUACGAAUUAUUGAUUCAAAUUUGUUUUUUUUUCUUGGAUGAAGAAGAUCGAUCGUGGAAGAACUGGCGAAAUGGGCGCUUUUAUCUUAGUUUACUGCUUAAUAGCGUUGUUAAUCAGUGUACUUAUUAUUCAACGUACUUGCAUAUAAACGAGAUAUAUUUCUGUCAUUAGUCAUUGAUAUUGUGAAUGCAUAUAUGGUUACCAGAAA